Molecule: messenger RNA, 1401 nt
Organism: Ilyonectria robusta
Lineage: Eukaryota; Fungi; Ascomycota; Sordariomycetes; Hypocreales; Nectriaceae
Exons: 5
Coding region: 134-1285 (383 amino acids)
Biological process (GO): isocitrate metabolic process; tricarboxylic acid cycle
Cellular component (GO): mitochondrion
Molecular function (GO): magnesium ion binding; isocitrate dehydrogenase (NAD+) activity; NAD binding
Source: RefSeq, a predicted model, not a curated record
GGCGAAACUUCAAACUUCUUCUUCAAUCAAUCUAUCUACACCUACUCUCCUCUCCUCUUCUCCCCUCCUCUCUUCCUCGUUCUCCCUUGUUUCUCCGAGUCCCGGCUGCUCGCAUUCCCGCUCGUCCUUCACAAUGCUGGCCAUUCGAGCUUUCUCCAAGCCUGUCUCCAGGCAGGCCCUGCGCGCAGCUCCCCGCGCCGCUGCGACUUGGGCCGUCUACAACCGAUGCUACUCGACCGCCGGCGAGAAGGUCGCCAAGUACAACGGCACCAAGGACUCCAAUGGCAACUUCCUCGUCAGCUUGAUCGAGGGUGACGGUAUCGGCCCUGAGAUUGCCCAGUCCGUCAAGGACAUCUUCUCCGCCGCCAAGACUCCCAUUGCCUGGGAGCCCGUCGACGUCACUCCCAUCCUCAAGAACGGCAAGACCGCCAUCCCCGAUGCUGCCAUUGAGAACAUCCAGAAGAACAAGAUUGCCCUAAAGGGUCCUCUCGCUACCCCCAUUGGCAAGGGCCAUGUCUCCCUCAACCUCACCCUCCGACGAACCUUCAACCUCUUCGCCAACCUGCGACCCUGCCGCUCCGUCGCGGGCUUCGAGACCCCCUACGAUGGCGUCAACACCGUCCUGAUCCGAGAGAACACCGAGGGUGAAUACUCCGGCAUCGAGCACGUCGUCGUCGAUGGCGUCGUCCAGAGCAUCAAGCUCAUCACCCGCGAGGCCUCCGAGCGUGUCCUCCGAUAUGCCUUCCAGCACGCCCAGGCCAUUGGUCGCAAGAAGGUCCGUGUCGUCCACAAGGCCACCAUCAUGAAGCUGUCCGAUGGUCUCUUCCUCAAGGUCGCCCAGGACGUCGCCAAGGACUUCCCCGAGAUCGAGUUCGACGCCGAGCUGCUCGACAACAGCUGCCUCAAGAUGGUUACCGACCCCACCCCCUACAACGACAAGGUUCUUGUCAUGCCCAACCUGUACGGUGACAUUCUCUCCGACAUGUGCGCCGGCCUCAUCGGCGGCCUGGGCCUUACCCCCUCAGGCAACAUCGGUGACGAGUGCUCGAUCUUCGAGGCCGUCCAUGGCUCCGCCCCUGACAUUGCCGGCAAGGGCCUGGCCAACCCCACCGCCCUGCUCCUCAGCUCCAUCAUGAUGCUGCGACACAUGGGUCUCACCGAGCACGCCACUCGCAUUGAGACCGCCAUCUUUGAUACCCUGGCCGAGGGCAAGACUCUCACCGGCGACCUGGGCGGCAAGUCCAAGACCCACGAGUACGCUCAGGCCAUCAUCUCGAGGCUGUAAAUACAAGAUUAGAUACCUGCUGCUUCCCCGGGUGCGCGCGCGUUUUUUUAAGGGUAGUAUUUAUGUAACUGUACCAAUCCUAGAUUAAGGCACGGCGAAAUGAUUGUUUGAACUCA